Messenger RNA from Durusdinium trenchii, 1023 nucleotides. The record is from the annotation of a GenBank genome assembly. NCBI's taxonomy places the organism in Eukaryota, Dinophyceae, Suessiales, Symbiodiniaceae.
AUGAGACAUCUUCCACAUCCAACGGAUGUGUUGGCAACUGUCCGGCUGCAGCUUCAACAAGUUCAGCUUCUGAGGAUGAGAUGCACUACAGAGAUCUCGAACGACGAGGCCAUCGUCACGGUGCCCUCUGACCGGACGCUUCAGGCGUUCAGCCUCGCAGAGCGGAGAGCAUGGUGUCAGCUCCUUGCGGAUGAGGUGACAACCGGCGGUGCAAGCCCGGGCUUCGUGGAGCCAGAGUGCUGGCAGAAGCUUCCCUGGUGGGCGCAGCUGGCGAUCUUGGCGAAGCAGCCGGGGUCUCACCUGGCCGGGUGGUGUGCCAGUUUGCCUCAAAGCUUCGAGGAGAUCCCAAUGAACUGGACGCAAGAUCAGCUGGCCUUGCUGGAGUACUCACCCUUGCUGAGCCAGAUCGAGAAGCAGCGUCAGGAGGUCUCUGCAGCCUUUCUCGAGGCCUCGAACGGAGUUCGCUUCUCCUUCAGCGAGGCGGACUUCACCUGGGCGGUGCAGACCGUCCGCAGCCGGGCCUUCACUGGGCCCUACGAGGGCCGAGGGCCACAGGACCGCGUGGCUCAGUUGGCCUUCAUCGCCGCUUUGCUGGCGGCCAGCACGGGCUUGGGCGUGGUGUCGCUGGAGAACGGCCUCAACGGCGCGCUGGCUGCAGCCGUCGCCAUCCCCCUCAGCGAUUUCUUGGUUGGACAGACGUCCACCUUGAAGAGGCACGUGAUGUGUCCGGUCGUGGACUACUUGAACCACGACAGCUCGGCCGUCUCGGACAUUGCCUACGAGUACUUCGCAGACGCCUUCGCCGUCCGAGUCAAUGGGAGCUUCCAGGAAGGCGAAGAGGUCUGCAUCAACUAUGGUGAGCAACGAAGCAACGACACCUUGUUGCAGUUCUAUGGCUUUGUCGAAAGGGACAAUGCCAACGACACCUACACGAUGGAGAUCCUACAGCACUUGGACGUGGCCACGGAUGCGAUCGUGGAGGCCCGAAGAAUGGGUGGAUCGGUCAAGAUUGAUCCGAUAUGA